AUGUCUGCCAGUACCCGUUCGUUGAAAAUAUUCGUAGGCAACAUCGCCUGGACCGUGGGGCACCGGGAGUUGCGUAAUUAUUUUAGCCAAUUUGGAAAGGUUUCCUGGGCACAGGUGGUGUUCGAUCGGAAGACGGGAGUUUCGAAAGGCUACGGCUUCGUGACGUUCCAAAAGAAAUCGUCGCUGGACAACCUGGACCGCAACCAGAAGCACAUGCUCGACCACACACCCAUCUUCUUCCAGCAAACGGAUUAGCUGCGAUUGGACGGUAGGGCGGACUGGACUUCCGAAUUGGUGUGGCCAGCGUGAACGGUAAUCAGCCCGUUCUUCGAGCUGCACAGUGCUUAGGAAAUGUAUCAUUUCUAACCAGUGGCUGAUGGAGAACAUCCGGCUUGUUAUGGCAAGGCAUACAUACUGUCUCAUGUAGGAAAAUAUCGAAACCUAGU
Anopheles cruzii is the source of this 446-nucleotide messenger RNA. RefSeq lists its product as uncharacterized. The record is from RefSeq and is a predicted model, not a curated record. The coding region runs from base 1 to 255 and encodes 84 amino acids. Lineage: Eukaryota; Metazoa; Arthropoda; Insecta; Diptera; Culicidae. The transcript has a single exon. Gene Ontology annotation, molecular function: RNA binding.